CUCCUCCUCUUCUCCUUCUUCCCUCUUCCUCUUCCUUUUUCCUUCAGCAACCGGCAAAAGGCAGGAAGAAGAGAAGAAGAAGAAUCACGCCGUACUCCUUUCUUGGUUCUUCUUUUCUCAGGAAGCUCUCUGCUGUUUUGCUCCUUCAUUUUGCUUGUGCUAUUCAGGCUCACGAGCGACCAGUGAAAAUCCACUAGAGCUUUCUAUUCCUCGUAGUCGCAGAAAAUGGCGAUGACGGUUGAAGGCUUGCCGGUCUCGCUUUUAUGUUCUCAGCUAGUAUUCUGCUACAAAUACUGGCCUGUGCAAUAUACACAAUUGGUGGCCCAUGUUAUCAGUUGGAUAGAUGCUGCAAAGUUCCUCACGGGAGCAUCAGCCGUUGGGAGCUUAGCGAUUCCUAUCAUCCUUAGACAUGCCAAUAUGAUUGAAACAGGGGCAAUGUUCAUCGAGUUCACGUCGUUCUUCAUCUUUGUAUGCACAGUCAUGUGUUUUCAUCGAGCUAGCUUGGAGGACGACUGGUGAUGCGCAUUCGUUCUGUCCAGUUGGGAACUAAAUUCCUGAUGUAACUCUUGUUUUUUUUUUUCCGGACAAAAACUUGAUCGAAAGAUGAUAGAGCAUCGUUACCGGCUUACCGCACUAUUGCCCUGUAUAUCCACUUCAUUUCAUGUAUAUCAAUUACACAUUACAAGUUGCAACAACGAAGUUGUGGCUCUCCGAACUCGAUCAGACAUCAUCAUCGGGCUCUGCGAUGUAAGAGACUCUUCACAUCGAACUGGC
This is a messenger RNA of Linum tenue, 774 nucleotides long. The record is from the annotation of a GenBank genome assembly. Lineage: Eukaryota; Viridiplantae; Streptophyta; Magnoliopsida; Malpighiales; Linaceae.